AAGUAGCCAGCAGCAGCAAAGCUGAGAAUGGGAGCUUGUAAGUGACACCUAGCAACAGACCUGGGAACACCCACUGAGCCUGGACUGUCAUCGUCAUCUCCAUCCUCCUCUGACACAGUGUCUGAUUAACCUGCAGCCAUGGCACUGUCAGCCAGCUCAACGCUAUGCAAGGAAGUGAAGAAGAUCUACAUGGAGUUGCCACAAGGAGAUAAGGUCCAGGUUAUGUAUAUAUGGAUAGAUGGGACAGGAGAAGGUCUACGUUGUAAGACUCGCACACUGGACAGUGAACCCAAGUCUGUUGAAGAUUUGCCAGAAUGGAACUUUGAUGGCUCUAGCACCCAUCAGUCUGAGGGAUCAAACAGUGACAUGUAUCUGAUCCCGGUGGCCAUGUUUAGAGAUCCUUUCCGGAAAGACCCCAACAAACUGGUGAUGUGCGAAGUACUGAAAUACAACAGGAAAAUAGCAGAAACAAACCUGCGAAAAACAUGCAAGCAGAUCAUGGAUAUGGCGGCUGAUGAACAUCCAUGGUUUGGCAUGGAACAGGAAUACACCUUGCUUAGAGUGGAUGGACAUCCCUUUGGCUGGCCUUCUAAUGGCUUCCCAGGACCUCAAGGUCCAUAUUACUGUGGAGUCGGGGCAGAUAAAGCCUAUGGACGGGAUGUUGUGGAGGCUCAUUAUCGGGCAUGUCUGUAUGCCGGGGUGAAGAUUGCAGGAACAAAUGCAGAAGUGAUGCCAGCACAGUGGGAAUUCCAGGUUGGCCCGUGUGAAGGAAUUGAUAUGGGAGACCAUCUGUGGAUCUCUCGCUUUAUUCUACAUCGAGUCUGUGAGGACUUUGGAAUCGUAGCUUCAUUUGAUCCUAAACCUAUUACAGGAAACUGGAAUGGAGCUGGUUGCCAUACCAACUACAGCACACAGAAAAUGCGAGACGACGGAGGCCUCAAGCAUAUUGAAGAGGCCAUUGAAUGCCUUAGUAAGCGUCAUGGUUACCACAUUCGAAUCUACGACCCCAAAGGGGGAUCAGACAACGCACGCCGCUUAACUGGGCACCAUGAAACUUCCGACAUCAACGCAUUCUCUGCUGGAGUGGCAAACCGCUCUGCAAGUAUCCGUAUUCCACGUCAGGUCGGGCAAGACCAGAAGGGAUAUUUGGAGGACCGCCGUCCAUCGGCCAACUGUGACCCCUAUGCUGUGACAGAAGCCAUCAUUCGGACCACCAUUCUGAAAGAAUGUGGAGACGAGCCUGUGGACUAUAAAAACUAAAGGAAGAAGUAGACAACGAUCAAACCUUCUUUGUUAGCCAGUUCUGUUUCUCGUCUCUACACCUAUGCCUAAGUCAUGUCUAACUUGAUAUCCUGAGAUCACAUAGACAUGUUUAGUAAAGGUGGUAGAGUAGGAUGUGGGAUUCUUAUCAAUUCUUUAUAGUCUGAUUCUGUCAUGAACUACCUCAGUUCAUUCUUAAGACAUCUUUGAAAGAAAUGUUUAAAAAAAAUAAAAGAUAGGUAGACUGGAAAACAAACUCAUAGCAGGUACUUAUGCCUUUUGCGCCCUCAAAGUUGAUAUGAAUCGACAUAAGAAACAGGACUGGCCCUAUCUCUUUCAUGCCAGUGGGGCCAAGACUAUAAAGCUAGUCAAUGCAAAAUGUAGUGUAGAGUAGAAGCACCACUAGCUGGAAAAGGCUUUUACAGAUCAAACUGAUACACAUCCUAAUGGGAUCUGCCCUGGGUCAGGAUCUAACUCAACGUCUGGAAAAAAAAACAUUACUCAAGACUAGGCAUAGAUCAAAAGAAUCUCUUGUCUUAGUAUUUUAUUCAGUAAAGCAGUGCAAAGUUCAGGAACCUAUUGCCACUAAUUAAAUUUCAUUUUUGCGUCAUCAGACCAGUGACGGCUCAUCAUUGCUCUUGGUAUUGUUUUACUGAAUAAACUAAUUGUGGACUUGCUUAAUAAGGCAGUACAAGGUGUAGAAAUCCAUAGCAGCCAAUCAGACUUCCAUUUACUAUAGUCAGAUUAGUAAACAAGUCGCUUCUGAUUGGAUGAUAUGUGUCAUUGCUCUAUGCAGAUAAUUGAUGCUGUUGACAUUGACUUAUUGAAUAAGCCCACUGUGUCCCUUAAAGGUACAGUAAGGUGAUAGGGAAAUAAAAAAGAGACAAAGGCGGGUGGGCCACCGAACUUCGCCUCACUGUGCGCUAUGAUAACCACUGAUCUUAAAGAGAGGAAUAUCUUUUUACCCUUAAACUCAAACCAGGUAGUCAGUCAUUUGACAUGUUCUAGGCGUAUCCCGUUAUCCUGUAUAAUAUAUACAUAUAGAGCAGGAUACAGUCUGACCCUUCAAGUGACCCCAAGGUCAUUGUAUCGGUCUAGAUGUCUUUGAUGCUGUUUUUACAUGGGUGUCUCCAUUUAGUAAUGUCAUUUGGGUCCAUUGGUGUAAUAUUUUUCUAUUUACUUGUAAUUUUAAUCUACAGACAUGGAGAAAUGAGGAUCAGGAGAUCUAUCAUAUCUAUAGUAUCUAUCAAGGUGUUUGGAAUAUAAUAUAGUAAUAAUAAUAUAAAACUGUCAAGGUUUAUGUCGGUGCUAAAUAGAAUUUUGGGGAGAGUAAUGCAAAAAUAAUGGAACACUAUAUUUAAGUAAAGCAUCUCAGCGGGAAGUAGAGCGGCGGUCGUGUUUGAACCUUGACAGAUCAUUGUUCUGGAAUCAUGAUUGGACUAACUGAAGAAGAGUCCUGCUAAAAUUAACUUGAAGACUGUCUUGACAUGGCUCAUGUGUAGAAGACAGCGUGAACUUUCUCUCCUGUGGCAUUCAGACUGGAAACAGGACAUACGCACCAACCUGUGAUGUUUGCAGUCCUUUUAUUGUCCUGUUUCUUUUGAAUAAGGGAUCUAACUUUUCUGGAAUUUGUGAUACUUGUAUGUCAGUUUCACAUUGUACAAUGAUGGAUCAUGUUUCGAUGUACCAAGAAACGCAUCCAAAGGUUUUGGAGUGGUAAGAGCUGGGCUAAUAUUUAAUCUUUGCUCUUAGGUUAUGUAUAGUAGGUUGCUAACUAAUGUGCACUGAUCACUUCUGUACCAGCAAAUAAUUAUACUCAGUGCUCUGUGAAGAAAAAGAAGAAUUUUAUUUUUUUUCCCCGUGAAUCUCAGAAUUUCUACGAUUUAUACGUACAAACAGAAUAAACCACUUGUUCGUCGUUUAUGAAUGGGUCUCGGGUGGUAAUGACAGGGUAGAAUUUACUGCUUCUGACUCACAUCUCAUUCUGACAUAGUCUGGUUUUUAAAAUAGAUUUUGUUUUUUUUUCUUUUUGUAAUAAAAAAACUAAAUCUGAA
Rana temporaria (common frog) is the source of this 3314-nucleotide messenger RNA. RefSeq names its product glutamate-ammonia ligase (gene GLUL). The coding region runs from base 139 to 1260 and encodes 373 amino acids. Lineage: Eukaryota; Metazoa; Chordata; Amphibia; Anura; Ranidae. The transcript is spliced from 7 exons. Gene Ontology annotation, cellular component: cytoplasm. Gene Ontology annotation, molecular function: glutamine synthetase activity. The record is from RefSeq and is a predicted model, not a curated record.